AGAGAGAGAAAGAAGAGAGAGAAAGAGAGAAGAUUCACUACUCAUCAAUGGCGGCACAGUGAAAUUUGGGUUCUAGAAGUUUCUAUGGGUGCUCAAGAGAAUUCAUCAAACUCUAGUAAUCCGAUGCAGCGUGUAAAGGUCUAUCGCCUGAAUGACGAUGGGAAAUGGGAUGAUCAAGGAACAGGUCAUGUUACUGUAGAUUAUAUAGAGAGGUCAGAAGAUCUAGGAUUGCUAGUAGCUGAUGAAGAAGAUCAUGAGACUUUGCUUCUGCACCGUAUCAGUGCAGAUGAUAUCUAUCGGAAGCAAGAAGAUACAAUUAUAUCUUGGAGGGAUCCGGAGUAUUCAACUGAACUAGCUCUUAGCUUUCAAGAGACGACUGGUUGCUCCUAUAUAUGGGACCAUAUAUGUAGCGUGCAAAGGAACAUGCACUUCAGUAGUCUUAACAAUGAGACAUUUCAUAGUGUCAACAGUGAUUUGAAGGAGUUACCCCCCGUUGAGCUUUCUACGCUUCCCUUGAUAUUAAAGACGGUUGUAGAGGGUGGCAUUGCUGAUCAGUUGCGUGUUACCGAACUAAUAUUGAACGAUCAAGUUUUUUUCUGUAAGCUGAUGGAUUUAUUUAGGAUUUCCGAAGAUCUGGAGAAUAUUGAGAAUCUUCACAUUAUUUUCAAAAUAGUGAGAGGAAUCAUGAUGCUCAAUAGCACUCAGAUCUUUGAAAAAAUAUUUGGUGAUGAGCUGAUAAUAGAUAUUAUUGGGUGUCUUGAAUAUGAUCCAGAUGCUCCUCAUGUUCAUCAUCGCAAUUUUCUCAAAGAGCAUGUGGUCUUUAAGGAGGCUAUAUCUAUUAAAGAUUCGAUAGUCCUAUCGAAGAUACAUCAAACAUACCGAGUUGGCUAUCUUAAGGAUGCCAUUUUGCCUAGAGUGUUGGAUGAUGCAAUAGUUGCAAACCUUAAUUCCAUAAUCCAUUCAAACAAUGCAGUUGUGGUAUCUCUCUUAAAAGAUGAUAGCACCUUCAUUCAGGAUUUGCUUGGAAAGUUAAAGUUGCCUUCUACAUCUGCAGAAUCAAAGAAAAAUUUGGUGCACUUUUUGCAUGAGUUUUGUACUUUGAGUAAGAGUUUGCAGGUGGGCCAGCAACAUCGUCUAUUUAGGGAUCUUAUUAACGAAGGCAUAUUCGAUAUCAUAGCUGAUGUUUUGGAGAGCCAAGACAAGAAGCUAGUCCUGACGGGGACAGACAUCCUCAUUCUUUUCUUGAAUCAAGAUCCAAAUCUUCUGCGGUCUUAUGUAAUUCGCCAGGAAGGUCUUGCACUGUUUGGGCUUCUGGUCAAAGGUAUGCUAACAGAUUUUGAGGAUGAUAUGCAUUGCCAAUUUCUUGAAAUUCUGCGCAGUCUCUUGGAUUCAUAUGCAUCAGGAUCACAGAAAGAGAACAUUGUUGAAAUCUUCUACGAGAAGCACCUAAGUCAACUCAUUGAUGUUAUAACAUCAUCUUGCCCGACGGAUGGUAUCACCCAAGCUGUCAGUAACUCUGAGAGUUUUGAUGGAGGAACUGGAAAGCAAAGUAGUGUCAAGCCUGAAAUACUACUAAAUAUUUGUGAUCUCCUAUGUUUUUGUAUCGUGCACCAUCCUUACAGAAUAAAGUGCAACUUUCUUCUUAAUAAUGUGAUAGAUAAAGUUCUGUUUCUUACUCGAAGAAAAGAGAAGUACCUGGUAGUUGCUGCUGUUAGAUUUAUGAGAACUCUUAUUUCUCGCAAUGAUGAGAAUUUGAUGAACUACAUAGCAAAGCACAAUCUCCUAAAACCUGUUGUUGAUGUCUUUGUUGCUAAUGGAGAUCGCUACAAUCUUCUAAACUCAGCUGUUCUUGAACUUUUUGAGCAUAUUCGUAAGGAUAACUUGAAGAUAUUGCUCAAGUAUUUAGUCGACUCAUUCUGGGAUGAGCUGGUCAAGUUUGAAAAGUUGACAUCGAUCCACUCAUUGAAAAUUAAAUAUGAGCAGUCUCUAGACAGUGCAGGAACGAGAAGUAUCGGCAAUCUAUUAGACGACCCUAGGAAACGAGUUGAAGACCGUGGUUUAGAGAAAGAAGAAGAAGAAUAUUUCAAUGAAGAGAGUGACGAGGAAGAUUCUGCCUCAGCAUUCGUGACUAAUGCAAAUAGAGCGCAGUCUCUGCCGGCCUUGCCUAAUGGAUCUGCUCCAAGCGUCUCACCUGUGAGAUCUGGGGGGCUUGUUGAUUAUGAUGAUGAUGAGGAUGAUGAAGAUUAUAAGCCACCACCUAGGAAGCAGUCAGAUAAUUCUGAUGAAGAUGGGUCAGUAGAGUCUUUCCCGUUGAAACGUAAGCUGUUGCAGAUAGAAGAGCCUGAGCCAAAAAGGUUGCAGCGUAUUGCUAAAGGUUCAAAGUCUCGAGACAGUGUUUUUGCUGCUUUAUGCUCAACCUUAAGUCAAGCAGUUUUACCCUCUAAAAAGAUGGAUAGUACAGUACAAGAUGGUCCAUGCUCAGAUGGGGAUGAGAAAUCUGUCGAGUCCAACCACGAGGAGAAAGGGAAUUCUACUGAUAAUGGGAGUGCUGAUUUGGAUAAUCAUGACCACCGAGAACCAAAUGGUCCUAAAAGUUAUUCUGAAAGCAUGCACACUUCUCCUGAUAAUAGGCAGAGAGGAGAGGACUAUCCAUUAAUACCUCCAAAAUCAUCACCUGAAAUGGCUGUAAAUGGAUCAUGACUCUUCUGAGAUCAUCAUGGCAUUUUGACUCCUACAAUGAUCUACAAGAUAUUGCUUGAGCAUGUGCUUUGCUUCAAAUGACACCUCUGUACAACUUCGACAUGAGUGAUGAUCUAACAGGCAAUUCGAUUGUUGAAUUUCGUAACUAUUGGUGGAGGGGAGUCUGUACAGUGUUGUUACAAGCGUGGGGAGAGAUUAGCCACCGUCUUGAGUUUUCUCUUUCGUUUAGCAUUUCCAAUUGCUCCUGUAAAACAUUACAUAGAUAUAGAAUUUUGGUUACUCCUAUUCUUUGGUUUCAUCUCUACCCCCAACUCCAUCUUCACUUUCCUUAGUUAUGUGCACUUGUAUGCAAUGUAUAGGGCACCAACUUUUGCCCUUGAAAGGUUUAUUCUUCAAUUUAGAGAGGUCAGUGUUGCUUGAGGCCAAAUUUUCUGUUUCAAUG
Messenger RNA from Solanum verrucosum, 3142 nucleotides. RefSeq lists its product as uncharacterized. Gene Ontology annotation, biological process: protein dephosphorylation. The coding region runs from base 85 to 2700 and encodes 871 amino acids. The transcript has 25 exons. The record is from RefSeq and is a predicted model, not a curated record. Gene Ontology annotation, molecular function: protein phosphatase activator activity. NCBI's taxonomy places the organism in Eukaryota, Viridiplantae, Streptophyta, Magnoliopsida, Solanales, Solanaceae. Gene Ontology annotation, cellular component: protein phosphatase 4 complex; nucleoplasm.